Hermetia illucens (black soldier fly) is the source of this 3631-nucleotide messenger RNA. It is a transcript of the gene Herc4, whose product is annotated as probable E3 ubiquitin-protein ligase HERC4. Gene Ontology annotation, molecular function: ubiquitin protein ligase activity. Bases 177 to 3374 code for a protein of 1065 amino acids. The record is from RefSeq and is a predicted model, not a curated record. Gene Ontology annotation, biological process: ubiquitin-dependent protein catabolic process; protein ubiquitination. The transcript is spliced from 18 exons. NCBI's taxonomy places the organism in Eukaryota, Metazoa, Arthropoda, Insecta, Diptera, Stratiomyidae.
AGAAUGCACAUAUCACUUCCAACUGCAUUCUGCUCAACUGUCAAAUUUCGCUGAAAAUAAAUCCGGAGUGAAAGACAAAUUAAGGAGCCAAGAACCACACUAAAUGCUAGUUAUACUAUCUUUACAAUGCAUUGAGUUAUAUCUAAAUUAAUUAGUGAACGGAUUUUACUUGAGCCAUGGCUGUAUAUUGUUGGGGGAACACAUCACAUGGAGAACUCGGCCUGGGCGGGAUUGAGGACGAGCUUCUGCAAUGGAAGAGUGAAUUGAUGAAUAUCUUGACACCUCGGAAAAUGACAUGGUCAGAAGCACCGGGUCUGAUCCAAGCCGCAUGUGGCUGCAACCACACGGUCCUGCUGACGAAGGCCGGAAAGACGUUCUCGUGCGGCUGCAAUGAUCACGGACAACUGGGGCACGACCUGUCUAGGAAAAGGCCACGUAUGUCCAUAUUUAAACCGAUUGCUGGUCUUGAAAACUACGUAAUCACACAGAUAAGCUGCGGUAUAGCUCACUCAUUAGCCUUAAACGAAUGGGGUCAAGUGUUCAGCUGGGGAUCGGACAGCACUGGACAACUAGGAUUGGAAAAUGGGAGCCUUCAACCUCAUCCAAAAAUCAUAAAACUCUUGGCAACUAAGCACAUCGUUCAAAUCGCAAGUGGUCACAAUCAUUGCUUAGCUCUUAGCAAUAAUGGACAAUUGUUUGCAUGGGGUUUGAAUAGCUACGGUCAAUUGGGUAUUGGAAGCACAAGCGAAAAGGUGAUGAGACCGACGGAAGUGAAGUCCUUAGCGGGAAUACCAAUAGCUUUCAUUGCUUGCGGAGCAAAUCAUAGUUUUGUCAUUUCAAAAUCCGGAGCAGUCUUUGGCUGGGGUAAAAACAGUUGCGGUCAACUAGGACUAAACGACGAACAGUUUCGAUCAUAUCCAACACAACUAAAAACACUGCGUAGUUUAGGUGUUCGCUACAUUUCAUGUGGUGACGACUUUUCUGUAUUUUUAACAGUUGAUGGAGGUGUUUUUACAUGUGGCUCAGGGACUUAUGGACAAUUGGGACACGGUAUUGCUUCUAACGAAAUUCUUCCGAGAAUGGUACUGGAGUUAAUGGGGAGUACCAUAACCCAAAUCUCUUGUGGUAGCCGACAUACAUUGGCACUGGUUGCAUCGAGAGGUCGAGUAUAUGGUUUUGGUUUAGGAUGUUCAGGUCAACUAGGUGCCAGGAAUACAAAUAAUUCUUUCAUUCCACAAGUUGUUCUGGGACCUUGGGUUUCUCCCAACGGGACAUCUUUAUUGAAUGGCGAAGAAAGUCCUAGAGACGUGUCAACAAUGAGCAUAAGACGAAUAUUUUCAGGUGGCGACCAGUGCUUUGUAUCGACGACAGAAUUUUCUGAUAAUAUACCACCGGAUGACUGCCGUGUACACGAUUCAAAAACCCAAAUAUUGUGCCUGACGUCAGAAAUGACGAAAGCAUGUGCUGAAGUGCCUGCCGAAGGGUCCGUUGACCUAGAUUUACUGUCAAACAUAGAAUUAAUAUUUAAAAGCCAAGCGUGUAUAAAUGGUUCGUGUCUACUCCCGAAUGAUGAGCACUAUUGUUGUACUUCGAAGCAUCAUGGAAUUGAUAUUGCUGCUGCUGAAGAAAUAUUCAAAAACAUUCGACGAAUUGAAAAUGAGAGUUUGAAACAAAUUAUAUGGGACGGUGUCACAAAUGACCUAAUGAAAACAUUGGUGCCAUCGCCAGCGGACGUAGAAACAUUGCGAAUCUACGUCAUUUUGCCUUUAUAUCACGAGUUUGUUAAUGCUAAAAACUAUCUCAGGUUGCAUACACCAUUUUGUCAGGCUGUGUUCAAACUUUCGGCAAUACCAGGGAAAAUAGUUUCAGAAUGGUGGGCAUCACUGCCUGCCGAAUUUUUCGAGGGCCUUGUAACAAACUACAAAAGUGUCGUGCUGUAUAUAAUAAACUUCAACUUUGCCAAAAAGAGAGAGGACGAUAAAAGGAUUUUAGUUUACGAACCUAAUUUGACUCUAGCUCUCAACUUCCUGCUUUAUUUACAUCGAAUAAACCAUUUGCAGCGGAAAGACAGGGUGUCCUACGGUAUUUUUUAUAUGCCAGAGCUCAUGGACUUUGUAGAUAUCCAGCAAGAUUAUGUGCAAUGGAUAAUGGAUAAAAACCCACAUACAUUCCAUUUGUGCAAUUAUCCGUUCCUGUUCAAUGCGGAAGCAAAGACAUUACUGCUCCAAACUGACCAAGCAAUUCAAAUGCAGAGCGCAAUGCAGAAUGCCGCCACUCAAGGACUAUACUACAUGUUUACGGGUGCACCUGUCGCAAUUUCACAAUUUGUGGUACUGAAUGUAACGCGGGAGAAUCUUGUUCAAGACACCUUCCGUGAGAUCUCACACUACGGUGCAAGUGAUUUGAAGAAGCCACUCAAAGUGAAAUUCCACGGGGAGGAGGCUGAAGAUGCUGGCGGAGUUCGUAAGGAAUUUUUCAUGUUGCUGUUGAAAGAUAUUCUGGAUCCAAAGUAUGGAAUGUUCAAAGAAUUUGAAGACUCACGAGCUAUAUGGUUCUCCGAUCAUUCAUUUGAGAGUGUAGAAAUGUAUUAUCUGAUAGGCGUGAUCUGUGGCCUGGCUAUAUAUAAUUUUACGAUAAUACAUUUGCCAUUCCCACUUGCGCUUUAUAAGAAGUUACUUAAGGAACCGGUGGAUUUGGAUGAUCUGAUAGAUCUGUCGCCAGUUCUAGCGAACUCGUUGAAAAAUAUAUUAGAAUAUAAUGGUGAAGAUGUCCAAGAUGUUUUCGGCCUAAACUUUGAAGUAACUCGGGAUAUUUUCGGGGAAUCACAUGUGGUUGAGUUAAAACCGAAUGGGAGUGAGAUCCCAGUAACACGUGACAAUAGAAAAGAGUUCGUAGAUCUUUACAUAGAUUUCAUAUUCAACAAGUCCGUGGAGAAGCAGUUCCAGGCAUUCCACGACGGAUUUAUGAAGGUGUGCGGCGGGCGAGUGCUAGAGCUAUUCAAACCACAUGAGCUGAUGGCAGUGGUAAUUGGUAAUGAAGAUUACGAUUGGUAUGCAUUAGAAGCAGAAGCAGAAUAUAAGAAUGGAUACACAUCUGGUGAUCAGACGAUACGAUGGUUUUGGGAAGUAUUCCACGAGCUCCCUUUGGCUGAGAAGAAAAAGUUUUUGCUCUACUUGACGGGCAGCGAUCGUAUCCCUAUACAAGGGAUGAAAGCAAUCAAGAUUACAAUACAACCGACGAAUGACGACAAAUUCCUGCCCGUUGCUCAUACAUGUUUCAACCUUUUAGAUUUGCCGCGAUACAAAACAAAAGAAAGAUUAAAGUACAAAGUGCUGCAAGCAAUACAACAAACUCAUGGUUUUAGUCUUGUCUAAAUGUUGCAUCUAACAAUAAAGAAGUUAUAGUAGAAGAGCAUUUUUAGAGAUUGCAUUUGGUUCCUUAUGAUAUUAGGAUAAAACAGAAAAAUCGGAAAAGAGGGGACAAACAGCUUUGCGACCUUGACAGACUCUGAACUCAAGUUUGAAUUAUUUUUAUGAUGUUUACAUCAUAGUUGAUACUAUAAUUUGUUAUCUUUCACACCCAUACCAUGUAAGAAAUGCGUGUUAAUAAAUGUUUGCUUAUAUACAGGUCA